Molecule: messenger RNA, 315 nt
Organism: Austrofundulus limnaeus
Lineage: Eukaryota; Metazoa; Chordata; Actinopteri; Cyprinodontiformes; Rivulidae
Product: proteasome subunit beta type-2
Biological process (GO): proteasomal protein catabolic process
Cellular component (GO): proteasome core complex; cytoplasm; nucleus
Source: RefSeq, a predicted model, not a curated record
UCAUUUUUCACAGUUUGCUUGUCGGGGAUCAUGGAGUAUUUAAUCGGAAUUCAGGGGCCGGACUUUGUGCUCGUGGCUGCCGAUAAUGUGGCUGCUAGCAGCAUCAUUCAGAUGAAGCACGACUACGACAAGAUGUUCAAACUGAGUGAGAAGAUUCUGCUGCUGUGUGUGGGAGAGGCUGGAGACACGGUCCAGUUUGCAGAGUACAUCCAGAAGAACGUCCAGCUCUACAAAAUGAGGAACGGUUACGAGCUCAGUCCAGCAGCAGCAGCGAACUUCACAAGGAAGAACCUGGCAGACUACCUGCGGAGCCGG